AUGCAAGCGUCAAGUGUUUCUGUUAAAGGUAGCAUUUUUGGGGCUCAAAGCCAAAAGGGCUUGUUGGGUUUUGGAGAAUUCAGAGAUGGGAGUGUUCUAAGACCUACAAGAGUUUGCUUGACCAAAAAUUCCAAUUUCUGUGGCUCAAAGCUUGGUUCUCUCACUGUUAAAUCUGAAUUAAGAAGUGGAAGAGUUGGUUUUGGUGGCGUUUUUGUGUCAUCUGCUAAGUCCAGAUCAUUCAGGGUUCAAGCUUCUGGGUUGCAUUCUGAUGGAGAUGCCGAGCACGUUGUCCCCGCCGUUCCUCUGGGAAAACCUUCUGGAACUGUGCUACCUUAUGUUGGUGUUGCUUGCCUCGGAGCCAUUUUAUUUGGAUACCAUCUUGGGGUGGUAAACGGUGCUCUUGAAUACCUUGCUAUUGAACUUGGUAUAGUCGAAAAUACAGUUCUACAAGGAUGGAUUGUCAGCUCGCUACUUGCUGGCGCGACGGUUGGGUCGUUCACUGGUGGAACAUUGGCCGACAAAUUCGGAAGAACUAGGACGUUUCAGUUAGAUGCAAUCCCUCUAGCAAUUGGAGCAUAUCUUUGUGCUACAGCGCAAAGUGUUCAGACAAUGAUCAUUGGACGUUUGCUUGCUGGUAUAGGAAUCGGUGUCACAUCUGCUAUAGUACCGCUAUACAUAUCUGAGAUUUCACCAACUGAAAUCCGUGGCGCGCUCGGAUCUAUUAAUCAACUUUUUAUAUGCAUUGGGAUUCUUGUAGCGCUGGUGGUUGGUCUGCCUCUUGCAGGAAACCCAUUAUGGUGGAGAACAAUGUUUGGAAUUGCAGUAGUUCCAUCGGUUCUAUUAGCUCUAGGAAUGGCAAUUGCUCCAGAAAGUCCCCGUUGGCUUUUCCAGCAAGGGAAAGUCGUUGAAGCUGAAAAGGCUAUUAAAACACUAUAUGGAAAAGAAAGAGUUGCUGCCGUUAUGCAUGACUUAAGAACAGCGAGUCAAGGUUCUUCUGAACCCGAAGCAGGAUGGCUUGAUCUGUUUAGUAGCCGAUAUUGGAAAGUUGUCAGUGUUGGGGCAGCGCUUUUCUUGUUCCAACAGUUCGCUGGAAUAAACGCUUUGGUGUAUUAUUCAACUUCCGUGUUCCGCAAUGCUGGAAUUGCUUCUGAUGUUGCCGCAAGUGCCCUGGUUGGCGCAUCAAAUGUCAUAGGAACUGCUAUUGCUUCCUCCUUGAUGGACAAACAAGGGAGGAAAAGUCUCCUUAUCACGAGUUUUACUGGGAUGGCUGCUUCUAUGUUGCUUCUUUCUCUCACUUUUAGUUGGAAGACCCUUGCACCGUAUUCCGGUCCUCUUGCGGUCCUAGGGACUGUUUUCUAUGUCCUAUCCUUCUCUCUCGGUGCUGGUCCUGUGCCCGCCCUUCUUCUACCGGAGAUAUUUGCUUCGAGAAUUAGAGCAAAAGCAGUUUCUUUGGCAUUAGGCACACAUUGGAUCUCCAACUUCGUCAUUGGCCUCUCUUUCUUGAGUGUUGUGAACAAGUUCGGUAUCAGCUCGGUGUACUUGGGAUUCGCAGCUGUAUGUGUUCUUGCUGUUUUGUACAUAGCUGGCAACGUUGUGGAAACAAAAGGUCGCUCGUUGGAAGCAAUUGAACGCGCACUUAGCUCUCAAGCUUGA
Molecule: messenger RNA, 1653 nt
Organism: Lathyrus sativus (Indian pea)
Lineage: Eukaryota; Viridiplantae; Streptophyta; Magnoliopsida; Fabales; Fabaceae
Source: the annotation of a GenBank genome assembly